Messenger RNA from Schistosoma turkestanicum, 552 nucleotides. NCBI's taxonomy places the organism in Eukaryota, Metazoa, Platyhelminthes, Trematoda, Strigeidida, Schistosomatidae. The record is from the annotation of a GenBank genome assembly.
AUGUCAUUAAGAAUUAUGCUUCAAAAACAUGCUGCUUCCAAUCCACCAUUGGGUUUAGAACGAAUUCAUCGUUAUUUUUGUUAUGUUUGUGGAACACUUCUCCCGCAUAAAUUAGAUAUGAAUGAUUUAUUAAUAUGUCGUAAAUGUAAAACAUCUACGCGUAUGCGUUGGUUCAAUAAUAUGGAUGCAACAUUUAAUAAAGAUGUUAAAUCGAAUAAAACAAUGUUAAAUCAAUUGAAUAAUAAUAAUCAGAAUGAGAAUGAAAAUGAAUCAACAUGUUUAUUUUAUCCAUCAAUGAUUAGACGUGCAAAGAAAAUUUUACGAUCAGAAAUUGCUUUAAAAAAAGCAUUACAAGUACAAUAUGAUGAAAAUGAUAAAUCACAACAACAACCACAACCGACAUUUGAUGGACCGUCAAUUAGAAAAGAAUGUGCUUAUUGUGGUAAUGAUCGAAUGACUUAUGUUACAUUACAAACACGUUCAGCUGAUGAAGGACAAACUGUUAUUUAUACAUGUACACAAUGUUCUAAAAAAGAAAUUGAAAAUACUUGA